Messenger RNA from Haliotis rufescens (red abalone), 978 nucleotides. RefSeq lists its product as uncharacterized. The coding region runs from base 108 to 929 and encodes 273 amino acids. Lineage: Eukaryota; Metazoa; Mollusca; Gastropoda; Lepetellida; Haliotidae. The transcript has 3 exons. The record is from RefSeq and is a predicted model, not a curated record.
AUUCGUGCAGGAGGUCAGGGGGUUGUCUCGAUAAGAGUCUCAAAACUCUAUAUAAAUUGACAUGAAAUUACUGCUUCGUUAGCUGCGGCAGAAAGUCAACCCGAAUCAUGGAGCUGGUCUUAUUGCUAUUUUUGGCUAUCGGCGCAUCCGUCGAAGGAACGGUUUUGUGGGUUCAUAAAGAGUUUGACCCAGCAAACUACCGCAAUGGUAUGCAUGCGCUGACCUCCAACGACUACGACCAUGGAUCUGGAUCUGUCGUCACGGACCCUGACGGUGGAAGCAACCACGUCUUGAAAGUCUGGUACGAGAAGGGCCGCUACAGUAGCCAUGGCCCCAAUGAAGGUGUCCAGUUCUUUGCAACGCCGACUCAAGACCAUAGCAUCAUGACCUUCAGUUAUGAUGUCUACUUUGACAAGAGCUUUGACUUCAGGCGCGGAGGAAAAUUACCGGGGCUGUUUGGGGGAUGGACCAACUGCUCUGGUGGAAGGCACUCGGACAACUGCUUCUCGACCAGGUUUAUGUGGAGGGCGGACGGGGAUGGAGAGGUGUAUGGCUACAUACAAGAUAAAACUCAUCAGAUUGACGGUUUCUGUGACCACGUGGUCUGCAACUCCAUAAAAGGGUACUCUAUGGGACGUGGUAAAUGGAGGUUCCAGCGAGGCGUUUGGCAGAACAUCGCUCAGUCAGUCCGUCUCAACACCCCUGGGAAGACAGAUGGUUCUAUCAAGGUGUGGUAUAAUGGUAAACUGGUUUUCACUAUCGACCAACUCAACAUUCGGGCCAAAGCUAGCGUUGACUUGGAUGGCAUAUUCUUCUCAACUUUCUUUGGUGGUCGUGACAGCACUUGGGCUCCAACUCAUGACUGCUACUCCUACUUCAAGAACUUUGUUCUGUCUACCGAUGCCGGCAACCCUGCCAUCAUAGGAUAAUGUACACAUGUACACGCCAACAUCAUUUAAUAAAAUGGUUUCAAUGAAA